UUUGUUUGUGACGGCAAGUAUAAGAGCACUUUUACUACGUUCAUUUAUAUACAGGUAAUAAAACGGGUAGCUAUUAUCUUCGAUAACAGCUCAGUGUGGAUAGGUCACGAUACGUUUAUGAUUACAACUAAAUUUCAUAAGGACAUGUGCUUCACAGGUUCAACAUUAGACUACUAGGUCCAAAACCCCUUGUCUGGACCUAACGUCUAUUUUCUGUAAAGCUGGUUGAUAAAUUAGUGUCUCUUUUAUAAAUCUAGAGAUCAGAUCGACGUGUCGCAGCGAUAGGGCAAUAUCUGCAUGGUCACAAUUCGUACGCAUUUCCCAUCCACAGUUGCUUGUGGGCUAAUAGUGGCCCCUGGAAGCUAAUACAGUGUUCAAGCAUCCUGUGCGUGGCACUCACGUAAAGGACUUAUGACCCAUUGAUCGCUUCAGGGAGAUGCAUAGUUGGUUACCGGCCUAGACUUAGUGUAUCCCUCACCCACGCCAGGCGCCGCAGGCGGAAUGGUGAGGGGGCUAAGGCGGUCUUAUUUUCGAGGAGGGAAAUAAGACCGCCUCGGCCCGUUCUGCGGUUCCAUGGUUCAUCCAAGUUACACAAAUAACCCCACAUCCCAGAGCCAUUUGCGUUUACCAAGAAGUUUGACUGUUUCAGAUCGUGUACACGGCUUUUGGAGAUAAUGGUUUAUAUGCUAGUCAAUGAGAAGAAUGAGUUUGAUGAGAAGAUCGGCGGAGCUGGAGAUAAGCUCGUUGUCGUGGACUUCUUUGCAACAUGGUGCGGACCAUGUAAACAGGCCGAACCAAUCUUUAAGCGAAUAUCAGAACAGUACGCCGACGUGAUCUUUCUCAAGGUCGACGUAGAUGAAAACGAGGACGCGGCUACGGAAUAUGACAUUGCCUCAUUACCAACCUUUAUAUUUUUCAAGAACGGUGAAGUUGUUGACACACUUAUGGGCGCUCUGACUUUUGACAAGCUCACGGAAGCGAUUGACAGGAACAAGUAAAGUUUCCAUCGUUAAAUAUGAUGUUUUUCUCCUGCCGAGCUUCAAGUUCAUGGGCUCGGUGUUAAAAAAAUCAAGUACGCUUUAUUACGGCUUUGGAUUUUUUGUGCCCCUGAGCACCUCACUUCGAUCAAUAGCACGGGAUUUCGUUAAGUAACUUUCUACAUCUAUGGAAUCUGCAAGCCGCAAAAUCCAAUCAAUAGAUAUUGGUUGCUUCUGCCUAUUUAUCCCGAUUGUUAAAGAAUAGUUUUCAAUAGCUUGCUAUACGAAAAUGAAGCGGCUCCUUUUGAUAACAGAGUCUAAUUGAAAUUCAUUUAGCAUAGAGCACAUUCUACACCUCAACCUAGAAAUUUAGAAGCUUCUGGAUAGAUAGACGUAGUCAGCACGUAAUGCCUAAUAGAACUAUGGCUUCUAAAUUAUGAUAUGAUCGGUAUCAUAUUGCAGAGUCUAUGACAGAGCAAUAUGGUUAGGUAGCGAGGAAGUGUGAAGAGCAGUAGCAGAGUGCUACGAGAAACAUGAAUGAGGUAUAAUUGAAUGUAUCACUCAUUGGCUAACAGCUUUUAGUAAACGACUUCGUAUCUCAUUCAAGUAUCUAUAGUAAAGAAAAUGCUGGAUGAAGUGUCCGACAACCAUAUUUCAUGAUCUAUAAGUAACGAAUAAAAUCAAUGUCAGCAUAUUGGUCAAGUCUAUAUCUUAUGCCUAUCCAUUGUAAAACGUUAAAAUGUUAGAUAUGUUCGACAGCUAAAAAGGGGGGGCGAAAAAAUUAAAAAUGGCUGAUUGGCAUAGACUCGGUUCUACAUGGAAGAUACGAAAUUAUCCAUCCAUCACAACAUGGAUAGAGGCCAACUUACGCUUCGUUUGCUACAAAACGAAUACGUUCAGCGAAUUCGAAAAUGAAAAAAUCGAGCUCAUCUAAUAACCGAUCGAUGCCUAGUUAUUCCCUAACUACAUUUUCUCGAAUGCUGAGAUAAUACAGCUUCACAAAAACUACACAUUUACCUGAUCCCUUAAUCGAGAUAUGAAAUCGCUUCCUCCAGGUCAGGGCUGUACGUCAUUCGACGAUCACAAAACCCUAAAUAGCUUACCCGCGCAUGA
Messenger RNA from Varroa destructor (honeybee mite), 2090 nucleotides. Its product is annotated as thioredoxin-like. Gene Ontology annotation, molecular function: protein-disulfide reductase activity. NCBI's taxonomy places the organism in Eukaryota, Metazoa, Arthropoda, Arachnida, Mesostigmata, Varroidae. The record is from RefSeq and is a predicted model, not a curated record.